ACAACCGUUUAAACGGAAUACAAUGUUAAUCCAACCCCAAUUUUAAGCAGUGGUUGGAUAAAUAUACGCUAAGAGGAUCUUCGUACUCUUUUUAGCUACAGUAGUGUGGAAAACAGUGUUUGAAUAAACACUCGAAACGGAAGUUGACUAUUGUCAACUUUCCUCUGAUCCAAGCGCUGCGGUUUUAUCUGCUUUCACCGGGAUCUGUGCACUUUACGAAUUUGCUCGUUUCUUCGGAAAUGUCUUCUAAACAUUCUUAUUCUUCUGACAGCGAUGAUGAGGGAGAGUGGUCACAACGCAAUUCCAAAAAGAAGAAAAUGUGCCACAACUCCAAGCGACCUGUCGUUGCAAAUGUCGUUAGUUUGGAAGAGGGUGAAAUUUCGAGUGAUGAGCUCGAUGACGACGAAGAUGAUGGUCUUGAUGAAAACCUUAUCGGUGGGGAAGACGACAAACGUAAAUUAGAAAAGAUGAGUGAGAAGGAACGCGAGGAAGAGUUAUUUAAGCGCGCUGAGCGGAGAGACGCUAUACAGGCUCGCCGUGCUGUCAAACUGAAAUUGAAAGAGAAGCGGGAUAAGGAACGUGCUGAGAAGGCGUCUAGGUUUAGCACUGGUGAUUCAAACAAGUUUAAAAAGCAGUCAAACUACUCGAACGUCUUCACCUCGGACAGUGAGGAUGCCUACAACAGCGAUUCAAGCGGCACCGGUGGACCUCGUGGUGUCAGUAAGCGCAAAAUAGUUCUAGAAAAACAAAAGGAAGCACGCAGUCAUAAAUUUCAUGAGCUCAUCGAGCGUCGGCGCCAGCAGGCCGCUAAAAAGCGUCGUUUGCAGUCGGGAUCCGAAGAUGACCUGGAAGCGAAUUCCCAAAAUGCCGCUGUUCGUUCGAGUGCGGCUAGCAGCUUCUCUGAUUCGGAUGCCGAUGAUCCAUCUGACCGAAGGGGCGACGCUAGUAUAAAGCACAGAGCUUCUAUGUCACAACGCAUUUUCUCCGAUGCAUCUGAUUCUACCGACUCCAGUCGCCCUGAUACGAGACGGGAUGCUCGCCGUCCAAGCUUGUCUAGUCUUUCUGAAUCACAACGCUCUGGCUCUUCUAGCGAGGAUGACACUCGCGGCCGGAGCCGUUCCCCCGAGGAGGAACUGGUUUCAUCCUUGGAGCAAUUGUCGCGUAUUCGCUUGUCCCGCUUCAAAAUGGAGAAGUGGGUUCACAUGCCUUUCUUUUCUGAUUUAGUCAGGGGCUGUUUCGUUCGGAUCAAUAUCGGGCUGAAUCAAGGGGUCCCAGUGUAUCGAUGCGCAGAAAUAGUUGACAUUGUGGAGACUCCGAAGAUUUAUGACCUUGGGGACACACGGACCAACAAAGGCAUGGUUGUGCGCAUCGGUAAGGAUCAAAGCACUUUUCGUCUUGCUUUUGUCUCAAACUCUGAAUUUCUUCCGUCGGAGUUUGAGAGUUGGAUGCGGCGGAUCUCCGAAGCCAGUGUGAAGCCACCAACGAUGAGCUUCGUUAAUCGCAAAGCUUCCGAAAUUCAAGAUGCACUCACGCGGCCUAUUAAGGAUGAACGUGUGGUGGAGCAGAUUAUUCAAUCUAAAAAGCGAUUUCAAAGAGCGCCAACCAAUUUUGCUAUGCGCAAGGCCGAGUUGCUGAAACAGCGCGAGCAAGCUGAAACCGAAGGCGAUGUGGAUGCGAUACAUCGCCUGGAUUUAGAACUUGAGGACAUAGAAUCGCAAGCGGAACGUAUCGAACGUCGGAGAACCUUGGGUUUUAAAUCGAUUACUUCGAUUAACCAGCGCAACCGGAUGCUGAGUUUGCAAACGGCGGAGGAAGCCAUCCGCAAAGAAACCGAAGAAGCCCAGAACUGCAAGGAAGAAGAUCCAUUUACACGUGUCCAUUCUCAGCCAGUUAUUGUCACGAAGAAAUACCUUGAGCAACUCAGAUACAAAAGAACAGGACAGUCACAUCCCGAAGAUUCCCAAAGCCACACUGAUCUACCGGCUAGCGGUGGAAAUUCCCACGAUGCACCGAACUCAGUGCUCAGCUCCACACCUUUGGCGUCGAAUUACGCCCGCGCUUCCCACAAUACCUCUUUCUCAUGUUCUCGAUUGGGUGAGCAUACGUUACUCGACAAUACCGAUAGUAUCAGGCGGUCCGCUUUUGAUGAAAGCUUAAACCUAUCCACUCCACAGGAUUCACUGCACUCAAUUCACAAUUUUGAGAUCAAUAUUAAUUUAGACUUGGAUGAUACCGGUAAUCAGCCAUGUUUGGGUGGUGCGGGCGACGGGUCUGACUUAUCAAAGGAUCAUGUGAGGUCGAAGCAUAACGCCGCAUCAGUUGGGCUACGUGAAUCGGUGAAUGGUCCUUCCAGUCCGGCUGUGCCCAACGGUCUAGGAGCGAAAAAGCUGAAUCGACGAUCUCUCAACCUACAGGAGUACAAAAAGAGGUUCGGGUUAAUAUGACGUUCUUCAACUUUUCCCCUUUAAACUGGCGCUUUUUGUUGGAGAUAAGCAGCUAGUGCCCGCCUUUUACUUUUUCCUCUCUUCACUGAUCGCAGCCUCGCUUUGUGACUCACCGCAUGUCAACUUUGAAGUUAACCUUUUGCAUGUACAUAAACUUUGCAUGCCUCACCUGCGAUUAGUUGCCCGUUGUACAUACUUUUCGCUCCAGGUGAGCGCCAUACAGAUUCCUCUUUCAUUAAUUCGGUCUGAUCUUAUCGCCAACUACCAAACUACUAUUAUUUGCUUUACUCAACUGAUUCUCUCCUCUUUUGUGUUUUUAAAGAGCCACUGGCUUCAUGUUAAUCCAUUUAACUUUUAUUGUGUGUAGUCCUAAAUUUCCUGCUUGCUCGAAUUAUUAGGUGUAAAAUUAUGAGGAAUCCUGGCAGCAUCCUUAGUAGAGGCUCCUUGAGCAAUCCCCAUUUUCGUCGUAUCUGUGUUAGCCUUGUGACGGACGCUGUUCGCUACACCACACCACACGACAGAGGAGCGCUACAUGUCUGUUUGUCGACCAUUCGCUAGCUGAAUUAAUACAUUACUGUUGCGUGUCUCAUCAGUGAGAUGCGAUGCUCAACAGACCCUUCAUUGACC
Dicrocoelium dendriticum is the source of this 3071-nucleotide messenger RNA. The record is from the annotation of a GenBank genome assembly. NCBI's taxonomy places the organism in Eukaryota, Metazoa, Platyhelminthes, Trematoda, Plagiorchiida, Dicrocoeliidae.